This is a messenger RNA of Danaus chrysippus (African queen), 798 nucleotides long. Lineage: Eukaryota; Metazoa; Arthropoda; Insecta; Lepidoptera; Nymphalidae. The record is from the annotation of a GenBank genome assembly.
AUGCUUUCACGUCAUGUUAUUGGGCAACAAAACGGUAUAUUUGGUGCAAUAAUAAGAGGUGUAGAUGAUGGAAUAAAUAUAUUCAGGAAUAGCUUAGACGUCGGUAUAAGAUCUUUUAUUAAUCACGAACCGUCAGAAAAUAAUGACCUAACCUUCAAAGGAGACGAGUCAGAAUUCAAUCAAAAUCAGGACAGUUUUGAAUCAGAAGAACCAUAUAGCAGUACUUCUAGACAGCGUCAUGAAGAAGAUUCUAUGUCAGAAGAAACUCAUAAACAAAAAGAUGAAUAUUUAAUACCAAAAAAGGACCCGAUUAAUCAUACGUCUUUACCCGUUCAUACGCGAAAACCUCAGAAUGUCACAAAGGCUAUUAAACAUGUGGCACCUACUAAAGAAAUACUUCUGGGUAAUGGCUAUAUAAGUAAUGCUACACUGAUAGAAAAAGACGAUUUCCUAUCUGUAGACAAAAUAAAUGUAAGUUUAACAAAAAAUAAAGAUUAUUCAGCCGCCAAUAUAACAACCAUGCUCAAUGAUAUAAUAAAUGAAACUUCAAAGCCUCUAAUAAUAGUAGUGAACGGUACUGUGAUAGAAAAUACUGUACCUAAAGUAUCAGUUGUAAAUAAUUCAACAAUAAAUCUUAAUUCCACACAAACAGUACUUAAUGAUACCGUUAAGAAUGAUAAUGACAAAAAUGUUAUGAAAUCAAUUACUAAGACGAAGUUUUUCUUCCAAGUACAACCUUUAAGACCAAUGAAUGAUAUUAAAAGUGAAAACGAAACAAUUUAUUAUAUAGAUAAAUGA